Messenger RNA from Annulohypoxylon truncatum, 1524 nucleotides. Its product is annotated as cyclin mcs2. The record is from RefSeq and is a predicted model, not a curated record. Bases 255 to 1319 code for a protein of 354 amino acids. Gene Ontology annotation, molecular function: cyclin-dependent protein serine/threonine kinase regulator activity. NCBI's taxonomy places the organism in Eukaryota, Fungi, Ascomycota, Sordariomycetes, Xylariales, Hypoxylaceae. Gene Ontology annotation, biological process: regulation of cyclin-dependent protein serine/threonine kinase activity; regulation of transcription by RNA polymerase II. The transcript has 2 exons. Gene Ontology annotation, cellular component: nucleus; transcription factor TFIIK complex.
UUCUCGAUCCCUCCAUGUCAACAAUUCAACGAGUACAGCAUUGUUUCAUACUACACGCUUCGUAUGGAUGUAAUGAUGUUCUAUUGUGUCUAUGAGUAAAAAUGGAUUAAGUUUUGUUCCCCGAGAACAAAGAUCUCCCCAUUUAAUCUGUUCUUCUAGCACAGCUACCUAGGCAUCGCAUUUCGUCACAUUUACCUACCAAGUGAUCUGGUCGUCCCAGCUCGUCUGGCGACGACAACUCCCCAAUCCUCACUAUGGCGACCGAAGAUGCUCGUUAUAGACAGUCGAGUCAAUAUCGGCUGUGGUCAUUCAGCCAGUCCCACCUGGCCACCCUUCGUGAAAAGACCAAUGCCCUCGCCCGAACUCAUAUUUCUAACCGCUUGCGAGCGUCAAACCCAUCCGCUCCCGCCGAAUCCCUACCCGAAUUCUUGACUCCCGCCGAAGAGUGCAAGAUACUCAACCACUUCACAGUCGAACUUCUGCGCGCCGCCUCCUUUUGCAACCUCCCUACCGAUAUCCAGGCCACCGCCGCCAUCUUCCUCCGCCGCUUCUACCUCACCAACAGUGUUAUGACCUAUCCGCCACAAGAACUUAUGAAGACUUGCCUAUUCUUUGGGUGUAAGGCCGAAGGUUAUUUCAUUCGGGUGCAGAAGAUAGCCGACACUUUCCCCAACACAACCAGCGAGAUGAUUCUGGCCGCCGAAUACGUCCUGUGCCAAGGUAUCCGUUUCGCUUUCGAUGUCAGACACCCAUUCCGUGCCUUAGAAGGCGCUAUCAUGGAACUUAGAAGGUUCAGCGACUUCGACGACGAUAGAAUUAACAAGGCGCACGAGAAAACUAGAGCCAUCUUGAAAUUCAGUCCUCUAGUCACCGAUGUCUAUUACCACUACACGCCAAGCCAGAUCAUGUAUGCGGCAUUGGCAAUGGUGGACGAAGAAUUGGUCGAACGAAUACUUAAGGAAGCCUUCGCUGGUCAGAGCGACGAGGCUAGGGACAAGAUUCUAGGCGUGAUACAGGGAUGUAAGGCGAUGCUUGAGGAAGAACCUCCCGAGAAGAUGACCUCCUACUGGGAAGACAAGGAGAUUGUCAAGGGCGUUAAAGCUUUGCGAAGAAAGCUUGCUAAGUGUCGAGAUCCUGAUAGAGUCGAUCUCGUUGCUUUGCAAAAAGUCCGUAGGGAACACGCAUCGCAGAAGACGAAGGCCAAGGGAAGCGCCAACCCUGACGAGAAUGUAUUCGGAAAUGGUAUCAACGACGAGCGUGAGUCUAAGAGGCGAAAGGUCGCUGCUAACGGAGACGACGUAUUUGGUCCGCCUCUAUGAACACAGGCCUCAAGCAUAAUCAAUCGCUGACAAACAAUACUCUGACCACGCCAGCUUACCGACUUUGCCUCGCGCAUAUUAAAUCGACAUAUCCUGGCAUGAUGGUCAAGUAGGGCAUAAUGAGAGAGACACCGUUGACGAUGUGUCGUCACUUUGCCGAGAUAGUCGAAUUGCACAUGACGAGGACGAGGUGAUCAACCCGGGC